AUGCACAGACUAAGGAUCAAACGUUUGGUGAACGUCGCAAAAGCCGCGCCGUGUCCUCUUGAAGAAACACCGGUAAGAAAAUUUGAAAUAGCAAAAUAACUGUGUGCUUGCAGAAGCGCACUCCGAAGAGCCUGUCGUACGUACUUGGGAAUGCGCAGAAAACGUCAAAUCCGUCUUCGCACCGUUCAUCAGCAAUUCGGCGAUAGAAGAGAAAGAACCGUCCGGCGUAUGUUCCGUUCACAAUCGAUGGGAUCCGAUUUCCUUUGGACUGAAUAACAUGUACGACUUCAAAACUGGAAUGUAUUUUUCUAGAGCCGUGUGUGAUGUAAGCUAUGAAACUUUGACAAAUCCGAAAAGUGAGCAGUUUAGGAGAACCUGAAGAAGAUGGUUCGAAACGACAAAGAGCUGGACUACGUUCCGUUCUUGGAGAUGGCGAGCUACUUUCACGGUAAAGACGAAAACAUAGAGAAAUUUGCUGUCGGCGUAGCCGUUCAAACUGCACACGUACGUUGCCGAAAUCGUGAUUUCAUCAAAACAACGUUCACUUUCCAGACAAAUCAAACGCGAAAUAAGCUUAAGGCACUCGAUCGAGCUUCGGAGAAGCAACGUUUUGAUGACGAUGCACUCGUUAUCAAAGCCAUCGGCUUCAAUUUGGCAGUCGCUCGUGCAGCAGAAAAUGAUGUCUAUCUUCCAAGCCGUCGAUAUUUCAAGAUUUCCGACACUAUUUCGACGCGUGAAGCGGCGAACUGGACAAGUUCAUUGUAUGAUAGACACGGAAAGUCUGUCCUCCGUUGCAUUUUGAGCAAGGUGAACAAAGUUACUUGACUGCUUAUUGCAUUUUUCUUUCAGGUAUCGAUCGCAGUACGAUCCGUUCUUCUGCUGCUACACGGCAGCUCGCCAUUCUAA
Molecule: messenger RNA, 906 nt
Organism: Caenorhabditis sp. 36 PRJEB53466
Lineage: Eukaryota; Metazoa; Nematoda; Chromadorea; Rhabditida; Rhabditidae
Source: the annotation of a GenBank genome assembly